AUGCCGCCAAGCCUAGCAAUGCGCUACGAUGGGGAGGGUGACGAUGGACCCGUAAGAUACUCAAUGGAGUGCAAAAUCGAAGCCGCAUCAGCCGACUGCACCAAUCUCGUGCUAGUUUCUGAAACAGGCAAAGGCAUGGUCACCAAAUUAUCAUCAUCUACCCACAUCCCCACCGCCGGAUAUAUUGUUCCCUUGAAAGUCACAAUUACAGCCGGCCUGGAGAAGCUCAAAGCCGCUACCGCGACUCCAGCACCCACCGGCGGUGAGAGUGUUUCGCCGACUGGGACCAAUGCACCCACCACUGACAGCAGCAGCGGUUUGGCAAUGCCGUUAGCCACAAAUGCGGCCAACUGGGGCGCUAUCGGUGGUGCGGCCGUGGCGGUUGCGGCUCUUGUUUUGUGA
Histoplasma mississippiense is the source of this 402-nucleotide messenger RNA. RefSeq lists its product with no specific name. Bases 1 to 402 code for a protein of 133 amino acids. The transcript is spliced from 2 exons. NCBI's taxonomy places the organism in Eukaryota, Fungi, Ascomycota, Eurotiomycetes, Onygenales, Ajellomycetaceae. The record is from RefSeq and is a predicted model, not a curated record.